This is a messenger RNA of Epinephelus moara (kelp grouper), 2059 nucleotides long. It is a transcript of the gene trim13, whose product is annotated as tripartite motif containing 13. Gene Ontology annotation, molecular function: zinc ion binding. NCBI's taxonomy places the organism in Eukaryota, Metazoa, Chordata, Actinopteri, Perciformes, Serranidae. The record is from RefSeq and is a predicted model, not a curated record. Gene Ontology annotation, biological process: innate immune response; positive regulation of canonical NF-kappaB signal transduction; positive regulation of macroautophagy. The transcript has 2 exons. Bases 538 to 1734 code for a protein of 398 amino acids.
CCAGUAGUUGCAUGUUACUAUGCGCUUGCAAAAUCUGUCACAGCCCUACUUCAGUACCUUGCCAACAGGAGCAACGCAAACGCGAACCCUGUUUGUCGAUAAUUUGUCGCAUUGGAUUGGUUAGUCGGCGGUAAUUUAGGGCUCGACUCAGCUAACCACUGUCCUGCUGUUGUGUAAUACAAAGCCAGGAGGGAAAUAGUUUGCGUUUUAUAGUCAGCAUCUAGAAAGUUAUUAACGAUUUGACUCAUAUGCAGCCUGCUUUUACGACGCGCGUUUAAGUUUACGCACACUGGUUUGCAGAAAUCAGAAAUCAGGAUGAUAUUUGACGUUAGGUGUCCAAACGGAGUGUGUGGCAGAGCUCAUGCCAACCUUUUACGCGGGCACUGCGAUGCAAGUCAGUUUCACUUUCUGGAUGGGAAUACUCAACACGCAGCUGGAACAUGACUGCAAAUAUCUGUAUCCUUUGUGAUGCUACAGCAUUUUCGUGUGUAAUUUAUUACCUGUGGGGCAGCAUCCCCCCUCUGAGUGUGGGGCACCAUGGAGCAGCUAGAAGAGGAACUUACGUGCCCGAUCUGCUGCGGUCUCUUCGACGACCCACGGGUUUUGCUGUGCUCGCACAGCUUUUGCAAGAAAUGCUUGGAGGGACUUUUGGAGGGGAGCCGAGGUCCGGCUUACAGGACACCUUUCAAAUGCCCCACAUGCCGCAAAGAGAGCCCUCACAACGGCGCAAACAGCCUGCAGAUCAACUACUCCCUGCGCGGAAUAGUGGAGAAGUACAGCAAAAUCAGGGUUAUGCCCAAGAUGUCUGUUUGUAAACAACACUACGGCCAGCCUCUCAACAUAUUUUGCGCCACGGACUUAAAUCUAAUUUGUGGCUUUUGCGCAACAACAGAUGACCACAGAGAGCAUAAAUUCUGCUCCUUGGAGGAGGCAUAUGACCGAGAGAAGGAGGCAUUUGAAGAGCUGCUUCACGGGGUGGAGAGCUGGCAGAGCGCAGAUAUGCUGUCCUGCCUGGAGACACUACAAGCCAGUAAGAAAAAGGCGCUCCAGUCUGUCACCAAGGACGCAGAGAAGGUAAAAGACUAUUUCGACAAACUCAUCAGCACCAUUGAAUGCAAAAAGAAUGAGAUCCUCUCCGAUUUUGAAACACUGAAGCUGGUGGUGAUGCAGGCGUACGACCCGGAGAUCACCAAGCUGAGCGUUGCGAUGGAGGAGCACAGGCGGGCGCUCAGCAUCGCGGAGUCUUUCAGGAGCGUCACGGAGCCUCUGUGCUUUCUGCAGCAGAUGCAGGAGUUUCGGGAGAAGUUGAAGGUCCUAAAGGAGACUCCUCUGCCCUCUCGGAAAGACACAGACGUCGGUCCUCUUGUCCGUAAUUUCGAUGUGAAAAAGUGGGAUUCACUGAGGAUCAGAGAAGUGGACAAGAUCUCAGUCCCCCACGAGAGUGGCUCCUACAGAGCGGGGGGCUCACGGCCGGUGGCGCGAAGAUGGAUCAUCCUGUGCAUGAGUUUGUUGCUGUCACCACUGCUCCUGCUGCAGACACACAACCUUGCAGCCUACGUGCCCUCGCAGGCUGAACCGCUUGUCACUGCCGUCUCCUCUCACCUUAGCCACACCGGUGUGUACCUGCGGGAAGUGACUGACAUGUACGCGAGUUUAAUGGCUGCAGGUCAGGAAUGUAUCGUGAACUUAAUUGACUCCACUGUCAGUUUUAUUGGCAGCUGUAAGCUGUUUUAAUUACUAGCCUGUGGCAUCACGGCCAUGAACUCACAGCUACAAAUUGUUAUCCAAGUGACUCGUGAGGUGCACCAAACUAAUCGCACACAUGCACCUGGAAAAAGAAAACACUUGUUUACCUGAUUGUUUACAGUGUCUUUUUGUUUUUUUAUUUUUUACUCCAACCUCAGUGAAGCCAUAGAAUCAAAUACAAUCCUUAAUCUACAGAGGUUGUAGCCUACAUUUGCAGAUAUACUAUCCAUGUGCAAUCUUUCUUUUUUUUAAAUACUACAUGAGAAAUUUACACUGUCCAAGAUGAUCUUCAUAAAUAAAACUGAGAAAUUCA